This is a messenger RNA of Cyclocybe aegerita, 4776 nucleotides long. The record is from the annotation of a GenBank genome assembly. NCBI's taxonomy places the organism in Eukaryota, Fungi, Basidiomycota, Agaricomycetes, Agaricales, Hemipholiotaceae.
AUGUCGGUUUAUGACCCACCAUCUCCGGAUCUAGGCUAUAGGGGAGAACCAGCGAUAUCAAUCUUCUCUGCUUCAUCGACCCUCAAUACACCUUCGAGCCCACCACCACCCGGUGAUGUAGCAGCUUAUUUAGCAGGCAUCACGGUGCAAUUGGAUCGUCAGGUCAAGGGUGCGGUCUACCUCAAAUUGCUGGUGAAAGGUCGCGAACACCUCAAGCUACCUUACAAAUAUGACUGCACACCGGAUACCCCAGUGCACUGGACGCUGGAACCCUAUUUCACUCUUCGGCAAGGUGCAGAACUUGUAGUGCAAGUUCGAAAGCGUCGACGUUGGCCAAAGAAUGCUUUACUUUCCGAAGCCUCGCUGUCUCACCUCGAACUCCAGAACUCUUUGCUGCUAGACGGAGAAAAACGACACCAUCCUAUGCGCCAAAAUCCCUCCAUAACUUUGGAACUAGUUUCAGACCCGACCCCAUUGCACACCAUGCUAGAGGUGGCAGCUGACAAGGCGAGCGAGAUUCGGAGUGUUUUGGAUCGUCUAGGGAAGUCAAGGAGAUUCUUAGACGAUUUGGUACGCUAUGGUAUUGCUGUCGGCGAGCUGGAUCCUGUAGCCAAGGCAGUAAUGGCGUGUGUCGGUGUCGUUUAUCAUAAACUUUUGGAGCAGGAUAAAUGCCAUAAAGUCAUUGUGAAUCUUGCAGAAUCCAUGGCUCGUACUUUAGGCUACAUAGAAGAUGUGGAACAAUUCGCAAGGAUCAGCCAAUUAAGAAAAUGCAUCGAGGAAGUCCGGCCGCUUAUGCAAGACACAACAGAUUUUAUUGUUGCAUUUAUAAACAAGAGCAAAAUGUCGCACCUUUUCAACUCCUCGGUCGAUCAUGAGAAAGUGAACGAUCUCAAGAAAAGGUUUGAGAUAUUCCAGCAGCAAUUCGAUCGAGGAGUAGCUGUCCAGUCAGGAGCGACUAUAGAAACCUUGCUUGAUGCUAUCAGUUCGAGGAAAGAUGACGACCUCCUCCAAGAGUUGAAACCGAGAGGCCGUGACAGUCGGUCUACAAUUCCAGAAUGCAUGCGCGGGACAAGAUUGGACGUCCUGUCUUCGAUUGACGAUUGGGUCGACGACUUCAAGGCGCUCAACAUUCUUUGGAUCCGUGGAUUUCCUGGGGUGGGCAAAUCUGCAAUUGCUGGGUCGCUCAUCCAGAAACUCCGUGCUAUGAACCGUCUGGGUUCCAACUUCAUUUUCGAACGGGCCAAAUCCACAACAUCGACGCCGAAUGCCCUUUGGCGUAGCGUGGCCUUUGAUAUGUCCCGUCUUUAUCCCACGGUGCGCAAGAUUGUCAUCGAACGAUUGGAAGACGAAGAAGUCGACGUUGAUUCUUCCAACGUCAAGACUAUUUUCCGAAACUUGAUCGAGGAGCCACUCCUCGCUUCUUAUGACAUUCCGAUUGGUCGUCUUCCGGUCAUUGUUAUCGAUGCACUCGACGAAUGCGGAGGAAACAGAGGCCAGCAAUCUACCGACAGAGAGGGACUACUAUCUACCCUCAAACGCUGGGCGCGUUUACCCAGCAAGUUCAAGCUUAUCGUCACUAGUCGCGGAGAAGACGACAUUGAAAGGAUCCUUUCGCCCAUCGCCGAAACUCUGGACCUAUCUUCCGGAACUCAAGUCAAAGCUCAAGCAUCAGAUGAUAUACGCCUAUUUCUAAAGACCCGUUUCGCGAAGAUCACCAAAGGCUAUCCCGAAUCGCUUGAACCAGAUUGGCCCGGUUCCGAAAUCAUCGACGAGCUGACCCACCGUGCGGCCGGAUUGUUCAUCUGGGCCAAGACACUCAUCGGUUUCGUUAAGGAGGGCGAGCCUAAAAGCCAACUAGACUUGAUCAUACACAAUGGCAUAGGUUUAGGCGACGUGGCCCUGCUCUAUUCACGUGUCCUCGACAAUUCUUUCCGACUUCCUAGUCCCUCAGUCCUCGAAUCUUUCCGUGCUAUAGCAGGUGCCAUGGUUUUUGCCAGGAGGCCUUUGACUCGGAGCGAAUGUAUAGAUCUAUUAUGUGUCGAGCCUUCCAUGUUGGACUUCAUUCGACGCGGGCUCCAGCCCGUCAUGAACAAGGAGGACGUCCUCCAGUUCAACCACCAGUCUUUUGUCGAAUUCCUCCUCGAUGCAGACAAAUGCCCGCCGCCGUUCCACCUCUUAGAAACCCCCCAACACCACAACUUGACAGUGAAGUGCCUGGAAAUUAUGAAGGAAAAACUUCAUUUCGAUAUGUGCCAGUUACCGACCUCUCACGUGCGGAAUCACCAAAUCAACGACCUUGAAUCUCGGAUCCAAGAAUACAUCACCACGGCCGUCACGUACGCGUGUCGAUUUUGGGUUGACCAUCUUCGUGCGGUUCCCUAUGAGCCUGGUAUAUUUGAGACUGUCAAAGAGCUCCUACACGAGAAACUUCUCUAUUGGUUUGAAGUUCUCAGUCUUAUCAACGAUAUGAAUUCCGCUGCUCCCCUCUUGACGUCCGUGUACGAGUGGUGUGAGCCUAGCCAAGAUGGCGAAUUCUUAUCGUAUUUAAAAGAUGCUUUAAAGUUUAUUGCUGCGUUUGGAGGAGUCAUGUCACAAAGCGCACCCCACAUCUAUCUUUCCGCUCUCCCAUUUGCACCUUCGAGGUCGAGGGUUGCCCAACGAUUCCUUCCGCAAUACCCAGGCACUUUGAGGCUGCAAACCGGCCAUCUGACGAACUGGCCUCGUAUUCUAUUUGUCAUCGAAGAACAUGAAAAGGCGGUCAAUUGUGUAGCAUAUUCACUUGAUGGAAAGCUCAUCGUCUCCGGUUCAGGGGAUAGAACGGUCUGUGUUUGGGACGCAGAAACAGGAGACCUGGUAUCCACGCCGCUGGCAGAAGGGCACGCCAGCUCCGUCAACUCCGUCGCAAUCUCUGCAGACAAUCGUUGUGUCGCCUCCGGCUCGGACGACUGGACUAUCCGACUAUGGGAUGCUGAAAGUGGAGACAUCCUCGCAGAGCCAUUAAAGGGCCACGAGAACGUCGUCGCAUCUGUAGCAUUCUCUCGGAGUGGACGAUAUGUUGUUUCCGGCUCCCAUGAUCGAACCAUUCGCCUGUGGGACUUGGAGGAAGAAGGCAACAUAAUUUCGAGAGUCUUCAAAGGGCACACAGCUGGAGUCACGGCGGUCGCAUUCUCUAGUGACGACAAGUACGUCACGUCCGGCUCUUUCGACCGAACAGUGUGCGUCUGGGAUGUUGAAACCGGGAAAAUCGCGAAGGGGCCGUUCGAAGGACAUACCAGCUGGGUAAACUGUGUCGCCUUCUCUCCAACUGACAAUAAUUUGGUCGUCUCUGCCUCUGAUGAUGAAACCAUCCAACUCUGGGAUCUAUCCGCCGAGGAGGCUAUUUGGGAUCCAUGGGAGGCCCACACCGAUAGUGUGACUUCUGUCGCAUUUUCUUCCGAUGGCAAACGAUUAGUUUCAGGUUCGCACGAUGAAACCCUGCGCAUCUGGGACGUAGCCAGCGGAGAAGUUAUCUGUGGGCCUUUUAAGGGUCAUACCAACGGUGUUACUUCGGUUUCCUUCUCCUUCGACGGUCGUCGAGUUAUGUCCGGCUCUCGUGACGAGACAAUCCGUGUUUGGGAUGCCGAGUCCAGAGAUGAGUCGGACGAGACCCUCUCUUUCACAGCCCACAGCGACGGCGUCACGUCCGUACGUUUUACUCCAGACGGAGGACACAUUAUAUCCGGUUCCGAUGACGAAACCAUUCGACAGUGGGAAGCAGAUAGUGGCAUUGAAACAAUGAAGAUGACCGGGCAUAGCAGUUGGAUCGACACAGUUGCCGUCUCGCCAGAUGGAAAGUAUGUUGCUUCCGCGUCCGACGAUCAAACUGUUUGCAUCUGGAGCCUUGAGACCGGAGAGUUGGCCCGUCCUCCACUCGAGGGACACAGACACGGUGUUACAUCCGUCUACUUCUUUCCAGACAGCCGUCGGGUUGUAUCCGGUUCCUAUGAUGAAACUAUCAGAAUCUGGGACAUUGAAACCGGUAAAACCAUCUUAGGUCCAAUUGAACCCCAUACCAGUUGGAUUACGACGGUUGCGGUUUCCUCGAAUGGCUUGCUCAUUGCUUCUGGUUCUUAUGACAAAUCCGUCAAAGUGAUGGAUGUAGAGACAGGAUUUACCAUUGUGGAGCUCAAAGGGCAUUCAGGACCCGUUAAUUGUAUCGCCUUCUCCCCAGAUUGCGCCUUCCUCGCUUCCGCGUCUGGUGAUAAAACUAUUCGUAUUUGGGACAUGCGGUCAGGAGAACUGGCGUAUAGGCCUCUUGAGGGCCACACCAAUUCUGUGCUCUGCCUCUCCUUCUCGCCAGAUAAUCAACUUCUCGCCACCGGCUCGGUUGACAAAACUAUCAGAAUUUGGGAUAUUCGAACGGGGGAAGUCAUUCUCGGUCCCUUGGAAGGGCAUACGGCAGGCAUUUUCUCGCUCUCCUUUUCCCCGGAUGGCACGCGAUUGGUGUCUGCCUCUGAGGAUGAGACCAUCCGCGUUUGGGAUGUGACAUCGGAAAGUGUGCUAUCCGAGUUGGCGAACGCAGGCCCAAUCGAGUUCACUGAUGAUUCUGGCUUACAAAGUGGCUGGAUAGCUGGACCAAAUUCAUCCUUGCUGUUCUGGGUUCCGCCGUGGAAUAGAAGUGGAUUAUGGUGGCCGAGGAAUACUGCAGUCAUUUGCAACCUCCCCACAAGGCUUGACUUGAGCUGUUUCGAAAAUGGACCAAGUUGGCGGAAUUGCCGCGACGAUUCAACUCGAUAG